CAAUUCACACUUGCUUUCAUAGUUCGGAAAAUGGCUUCCUUGUCCUGCAACCUUCUUCUCUCAUUGAUCCUCUUCUCUUCCCUCCAAUUCUACACUGCAAGCUCCACUGAAUUCGAGGUUGGAGGAGAUAAUGGCUGGACCGUCCCAUCCAAGCAGCAUGACGAGAUUUACAACAGUUGGGCAUCAAAGAACAGGUUGAAGGUUAACGACACUGUUCGUUUCAAGUACAAGAUAGACUCGGUUAUGGUGGUGAGUGAGGAGGAGUAUCAGAAAUGCCAAUCCUCUCACCCUAUCUUCUUCUCCAACAAUGGCGACACUGUGUUCAAACUGGACCGACCGGGCUUCUUCUACUUCAUCAGUGGCGUUUCUAGUCACUGUGAGAGAGGACAGAAGAUGAUCGUCAAAGUAUUGGAGCCGGCUGCGCCCCCACAGUCUCAGAACAGCACUGCCCAUUCCCAACCCAAGAAAAAUGGGACAGCCGAGCUGGCGGCCUUCAGUUGGACAUCCAUUUUCAUGUUCGUCUCGGCAGUCCUUGGGAUACAUUUGGUCACCCAUUCCUUUCCGUUAUUUUGAUUUAUGUGCUUGUGAGAAUUGUUUUGUUAAGUAGGGUUUUAAAUUUUAUGUUUGUCACCUUUUUUGCAUAAUAAUGUAAAUAAAUUAAGUUUCUUAAA
Messenger RNA from Rubroshorea leprosula, 671 nucleotides. NCBI's taxonomy places the organism in Eukaryota, Viridiplantae, Streptophyta, Magnoliopsida, Malvales, Dipterocarpaceae. The record is from the annotation of a GenBank genome assembly.